UUUGUAUCGAGCCACCUACAUGAACAUGAGAAGGCGUGUGUUACAUGAUUUAUAAAAGCUACGUGAAUUUUUCAUGGUUCAAGAGAAUGACCGACGAACUACGCUCAGGAAGUAUUAUAUACGAUAAAUAAUACAAUGUGGAUCUGCUGGUCGUUUACAGAAUGGAGAGAAGUUGAAACAAAAACUAAAAUGUGAAAUUGAGAAGUGUUACAAGAGAGACGUCAGGAAUGUCGCUGAAUCGCCUUUUAUUUACCGUGAUUUAUUUGACCUACAUCUGCCUUACAGCCAGUGGAAAAUAUAAAAGAGUGUGUUACUAUACAAACUGGGCCCAAUACAGAAAUGGUAUCGCUAAAUUCGAGCCCAGUAAUAUCGACCCCAAUUUGUGCACGCAUAUCAUAUAUGCCUUUGGAAAGCUGGAAAACAAUGGUAUCACCAAUUUUGAGUGGAACGACGACAAAAGGUACGCGGAAGUUAAUGCUUUCAAGAGGACAAACAAGGAGCUAAAAGUUCUUCUGGCAAUGGGUGGAUGGACCGCUGGAAGUAAGCCUUACUCAGACAUGGCUCUCACUUUCGCUUCAAGGCGAACAUUUAUAGGUAGCGCCAUAGCUUGGCUCCGGAAGUAUGAUUUUGACGGCCUCGAUAUGGAUUGGGAGUAUCCUGCUAACCGCGGAGGCCGCCCGGAGGAUUACCAAAAUUUUCCCACUUUACUACAGGAACUCAAAGAGGCAUUCAAACAGGAAGCCAAGACUAGCAACAAAAGUCGUUUGCUUUUGACUGCAGCUGUCGGUGUAGGGAAGGCCGUAGCGGACACUGCAUAUAAUGUGGCGGAAAUGUCAAAGUACCUAGAUUUCAUAUCUCUGAUGACAUAUGACUUACGUGGUGGUUGGGAAAAAUUCACAGGAUUUAAUGCUCCACUGUACAAAUCGUCUGCUGAUACCAGCAAUGAAUUCAAUGUGGACUUUGCUGUAGACUACUGGCUGAAUAAAGGGGCUCCAGCUGAAAAACUUGUCUUGGGACUGGCUACGUAUGGUCGCUCCUUCACGCUUGCCGACCAGAACAAUUAUGGAGUAGGCGCUCCAGCCACCGGACCCGGUCCACAGGGGAACUAUGUAGGAGAGGCGGGCUUCAUGCCCUUCUACGAUAUUUGUGAGAGGCAAAUUCAGAGGAAUGGUAAGACCUAUCGAGACUUACAAGCUAGAAACCCGUUCUUCGUGGAGGGCACCUUGUGGAUUGGAUUCGAUGACCAGCUUAGCAUAUAUCACAAGAUAAACGACCAAGUAAUAAAGAAAAACCUAGGAGGUGCCAUGAUAUGGGCGCUAGACUUUGACGAUUUUAACAAUAUAUGUAGCUAUGGGGCUUACCCGUUAUCCAGGGUGAUGAAGAGAACACUGGAGGCAGGGGAAUCUGGUCACUCGAUCACUCCACCAUCCACACACAUCCCACUCUCCACCCUGGGACCGACAACCAGGUCCCCCAACACAACACCAUCAGUCAACGGAGGGAAAGAUCCCAACAAUGGCGGGAAUGAUAAUUCAGGGAUCACAAGUCACGACGUCGACUGUAGUCAGUCUACCGAUGGCUUCUACAGAUACAUGACCGACUGUUCCAAGUUUAUUCAGUGUGUUAGAGGAAAAGCCUAUGUAAAAGUCUGUCCACCAAAUUUAGAGUUCAACACUAAUAAUGACCAAUGUGACUGGCCAUUCAAUGUAGACUGUACACCACUAAAUCUCACAGACCUCAUCUCCACUAUAAUUUCAACGUCAUCGUUGAGCUCAUCCACCACCCAUUCAAUAAUCAACUCAACACUUUUAAACAACAACUGGCCUAUAAACAGUGGAUAUCAAUUUAUACCACGUGUUUCUCUGUCUCUCUUGUAUUAUAUAAUUAUACUUCUUUUAUAUUCUUGUUAGUUAUUUCAGGUUUUCAUAUUUUUAUAUUGAUAUUUACAGAGAAAAAUUCAUUUUUAUGCAUUUUGUCACAUUAUAAUUUACCGAUAGAACGAAAUGGACUUAU
This is a messenger RNA of Saccostrea echinata, 2013 nucleotides long. RefSeq names its product chitinase-3-like protein 1. NCBI's taxonomy places the organism in Eukaryota, Metazoa, Mollusca, Bivalvia, Ostreida, Ostreidae. The record is from RefSeq and is a predicted model, not a curated record. Gene Ontology annotation, molecular function: chitinase activity; chitin binding. The transcript is spliced from 9 exons. Gene Ontology annotation, biological process: carbohydrate metabolic process; chitin catabolic process. Bases 228 to 1910 code for a protein of 560 amino acids. Gene Ontology annotation, cellular component: extracellular region.